Messenger RNA from Salvia hispanica, 3163 nucleotides. The record is from RefSeq and is a predicted model, not a curated record. NCBI's taxonomy places the organism in Eukaryota, Viridiplantae, Streptophyta, Magnoliopsida, Lamiales, Lamiaceae.
CCGUCUUCAUUAGCACGGCCCAUUCGGAGUAAUUGUCUCCGUUUAACUUGCUGCCUCAGACGUGGAGAGGUUUUGGUUUAAAAGGUCGGGAAAGGUUUAGGGACGAUGAUGAAACUUUUCUGAGUCCUGCUCUGGCACCAUGUUAAAUGGUGCAGAAAACAUAAUUGAAAGGGAAGAAGAAAAGAGAACGGUUGUUUUGAAUAGGAUGAUUAUUUCAUUGUAUAAAGCACCCUUUAAAUAGGGAUUACAAACAAGUAAAUAUGGUAGAGCUUGUGCUCCAAGUAAUCUUGAGCACCAAGUAUUCUUGAGCUUCAAAGUUCUAGAUGCUCCUAUCAUUUGGAGCAUCUAAUGAGAGAAAAUCAUUUGAAGUGGUUAUCAGUGAUAAGAUCAGCAGGAAAAUGGUGUCGGCCUCACUCGAAUGGUCUGAUGGGGCCCACAGAGUUCGAAGUCCAAUCGUUGUUGACAGUGUCUGAACUGAAGGCUUUGCUAUUGUGAGAAAACUGUGUUUUAAAUACUGAAAUGUAGUGAUUGAUACAUAUCCGCUGUUCUUACAUGGCAAUCAAUAUGAUUUAUUUCUAGGUGAUCCGUCCAAAUAGUUUAUAACUUUCUCCUUCACGUCCUAUUAUUAAGUGCAUAUAAUGUGAACUAGUGAAAUGAAACACGAGUAAAGGAAAUACCUUCUGUAAUUAUCAACCCACCAGAGUAGCAGAUAGUUGAUUCAAUGAUUCACCCCCAAUAUGGAAGUUAAUUUAAUGGGGUAGUAAUUAGUGACUUAAAAAUAAAAGUAUCGGUUAACAUUGGAGUGAGCUUGAGUAAAUCUUGUCUCACAAUCAUGAAAAUUUUCUUCUCUCUUCGAACUUCCUGCAUUUUACUUGUUCUUGUUCUGAUUUUGAGCAACGCCCUUCAAUCUUUCAUAGCAGAGGAUGAUAGACAGGUAUACAUUGUGUACAUGGGAAAUCUUGUUGAAAGAGAUCAUUCUCUUUCAUCUCACCAUUUUAACAUGCUUCAACAAGUUGUUGAAAGCAGGUUUUUGGGACAGUCCUUGGUUAGAAGUUACACAAGAAGUUUCAACGGGUUUGUAGCCUAUCUCACGGCUCAAGAGCACGAAAAGUUGGCAAGUCAUGAAGGAGUAGUAUCAAUAUUUCCAAGUUUAAGUUUUUACCCCGAAACUACAAGAUCUUGGGAUUUCAUGGGAUUUCAUGAAAAUGUUGACCGGAAUCCCACAGUUGAGAGUGACACGAUUAUUGGUGUCAUUGACACUGGAAUUUGGCCGGAGUCAGAGAGUUUCAGUGACAAAGGCUUCAGCCAUCCACCCAAGAAAUGGAAAGGUGCUUGCAGUGGUGGAAAGAACUUCACCUGCAACAACAAAGUGAUAGGGGCUCGUCACUACACCUCGCUGCCUCUACCCGAUGAUUCUGCCAGAGAUGUACAGGGCCAUGGCACUCACACCGCUUCAACAGUAGCAGGAAACUCUGUAACACAUGCUAGUCUCUAUGGAAUUACCAAAGGAACAGCCCGAGGAGGGGUUCCCUCGUCACGAAUUGCAGUAUACAAAGUUUGUAAUCCAAGUGGUUGCCAAUCAGCAGAUAUACUAGCUGCAUUCGAUGAUGCCAUAGCGGAUGGAGUUGAUAUCAUCUCAAUCUCAAUCGGGGCCCCUACAGCAUCUCGACCGAUGCAUGAUCCAAUCUCAGUUGGCGCUCUUCAUGCAUCGCUUAAGGGAAUUUUAGUGGUGCAAGCUGCAGGGAACACAGGGUUAAAGAAAUCAACCUCCAGCAUCGUCCCGUGGAUUUUCUCAGUUGCUGCAAGCAGUACUGAUAGGGGGAUCAUCACCAAAGUUGCUCUUGAAAAUGGGAGUAUAUUGACAGGAAAGGGAGUGAAUACCUUCAGCUCGAAGCAGAAUACCUACCCCUUAGUAUCCGGUGAAGACGUCACAGAAAACUGUGACAAAGAAGUGGCAAAGCACUGUUUUCCGGGGUGUUUAGAGCCAUCUUUAGUGAAGGGAAAAAUCGUCCCCUGCUACUCCAUCAUUGGCAUAGCAGAAGCCUUCAUUGCACGAGCUAUUGGCACCGUUGCCUUGUCGGAUAUUUUUGGUGAUGUUUCAAUCGUUUUUCCCAUUCCAGCCUCCAGUUUGCAGGAGCAUGACUUCCGCAUCAUCCAGAGCUACCUCAACACCACAGAAUCCCCCAAAGUGGAAAUAAUGACCAGUGAAUCAGUGAAAAAUCUUGAUGCCCCUCUAGUUGCUAGCUUUUCCUCAAGAGGUCCGAAUAUCAUCAUCCCAGAUAUUUUAAAGCCAGAUGUAACAGCACCUGGAAUCGAAAUCCUGGCAGCUUUUUCACCUCUGGCAUCGCCAUCGGAUGUCUAUGGAGACGAUAGAUCUGUUAAAUACAACAUACUUUCUGGAACAUCCAUGUCUUGUCCACACGUUGCUGGAGUAGCUGCUUAUCUAAAAUCAUUGCAUCCUAGCUGGUCCCCUUCAGCAAUCAAAUCAGCUCUUAUGACAACUGCUUGGAGAAUGGAUGCCACUAAAGAUCCACUAGCACUAGCAGAAUUCUCUUAUGGCACUGGGCAUAUUGAUCCGGUGAGAGCUGCAGAUGCUGGCCUCGUUUAUGAGACAGUUGCAGAGGAUUAUGUUAAGAUGCUGGGCAGUGUGGGUUACAAACCUGCAAAACUGGGAAAGAUAUUUGGAGUGAAGCGCAGCUGCCUUACUCGAGGGCGAAUCACACCAAAGGACCUUAACUACCCUUCCAUGACUGCCUGCAUUAAGGCUAAUGGUAACAAAGUUGUGACUUUUUCUGAGAAAUUUACUAGAGUAGUUACAAAUGUUGGACUAGGGAACUCAACAUACAAGGUCACAACGACUAAAAGCUCAGACUACAUCGUUUCGGUGGAGCCUAGCACCCUUGCAUUUGGAGCUAUGAACGAGAAGAAGUCAUUUGAAGUGGUCAUUAGUGGGAAGACUAAUGCGAAAAUGGUGUCGGCUUCUUUGGAAUGGUCUGAUGGAAUUCAUAGAGUCCGGAGUCCAGUUGUUCUAUACAGGGACGAUUUGUAGCUAGACAUGUUUAUAGGUUUAGGUUAUUCAUUAUGAAAACUAAAGAUAACCCAAUUUAGUUGAAUUGAUACCACGGAUCUACUUUGCUAAAUUAUAGCGUACACAAAUUUAUUU